Molecule: messenger RNA, 738 nt
Organism: Nanorana parkeri
Lineage: Eukaryota; Metazoa; Chordata; Amphibia; Anura; Dicroglossidae
Product: inositol hexakisphosphate and diphosphoinositol-pentakisphosphate kinase 2-like
Exons: 4
Biological process (GO): inositol phosphate biosynthetic process; inositol metabolic process
Cellular component (GO): cytosol
Molecular function (GO): inositol hexakisphosphate kinase activity; 5-diphosphoinositol pentakisphosphate 1-kinase activity; diphosphoinositol pentakisphosphate kinase activity
Source: RefSeq, a predicted model, not a curated record
UAGUACACCCAUCCAUGGCCUGAAAUGAAGAGCAGAUUGUGAUGACUGGUAUAUCGGAGGACCUGGUUACAUUCAGAGACUGAAGACAUGAAGAAUGCACAGCCUGUUGCAUUGAAUAGCUGAUUUUCCCAGUCCGUGUCAUUGCGUUUAAACAUCAUUUAUCACAGCAGUCGGGCACAUGCAGAUCUUAGGUGGAGGUUACCACCAUGUCUGUUAGUGCAACAGAAGGUGACAUCCCAAGGUUCUUUGUGGGAUGUGAGGAAUCAGAUGAGGUGCUGGACCAAGGCAAAGCGGAAAAUGAAGACCACAUCUACGACAACAUUGAUGACGAGGAGGAUGAUGAUGAUGAUGAAGAAUAUGACUCUCCCCCAGAGAGACAGAUUGUGGUGGGAAUCUGCGCUAUGGCUAAAAAGUCCAAAUCUAAACCCAUGAAAGAAAUCCUGGAGCGCCUCUCGCUGUUCAAAUACAUCACUGUCGUUACAUUCGAAGAAGACGUCAUUCUGAAUGAAUGUGUGGAAAACUGGCCACUGUGUGAUUGCCUCAUUUCCUUCCACUCCAAAGGUUUUCCCUUGGAUAAAGCAGUUGACUAUGCAAAACUCAGGAAUCCAUUUGUUAUCAAUGACUUGAAUCUACAGUAUCAAAUUCAAGACCGGAGAGAGGUUUAUAGAAUUCUUAAAGAUGAGGGGAUCUUGCUACCUCGAUAUGCUGUCCUAAACCGUGAUCCAAACAAACCUGAUG